UGUUCUUUCUGCGGCAACAGAACUAAAAUCGUAAUAAGUAGGAGAGGAUCAGGCGGCAAAUAAUUAAUCAACUCUUCUUAAUUCGUGCGUUUUGAGUAAAGCUUCAUUACUAAAGGUGGCUCAUCAUGUUAACCAUGUUCAUCAUUAUGGUAGCAGACUAGCUAGAGAGCUACGUUAGAAAACGUGAGCUGCCAGUUCGACGAGGUUCUUAAGCCAAUGCUAACAAAAUAUGACCACGUAAUUGCUAAUGGACAUCUGAAGAAAGGAUCUGCGUCAAGGGAGAUGUUUUAGAAGGAAAACACUGGUGGAGUUAACGAUAAGUACAAGAGAAAUCACAACAUAAGGAAUCACACAAAGACCCAGACAAAACUUGACAAGGCUGGAAAUGAACGUGUGGUCAAGUUUCUCCCAUUAGAAUGCCACAUUGUUGAUCCUAUGAACAUAAUGAAUUCUAUCUCUGAAAUGCAUGUGGAUAGGCCUGUAGAGGGGCAGGUACGUAGGAAACGUGGCCGCCCUCCCAAGAAAUCUAAAAUGCCUUUACAAACCGUACCAUGCCCUCCUAGUUUACAAGGAAUAAAGGAUACAGAUACAUUAUCUGCAACAACAAAUGUUGCUCCUUUAAACACAAAGUGUGCAAAAGCUGUCAAUGGCAACUCAUGCAACACACCUGAUGUGGAACCUUCUCUAAACCAUGAACGUAUUAACUCUGAAAAUCCUAUCUGUGACUCCUCCAAUCACGAUCUUAAACCUCCAGAUUCUAUCCCAGUGCCACAGAAAAGGAAGAGGGGUCGACCAAGAAAAACUGUUAACACAGCUAUAGGGGGAGCAACGGCAGAUUCUGGUACUCCUGGUGUGGGGGCGCCUGUGAAGGAAUCCACAAAGUCCCCACCUCACUCAGGUGUGCACGAUGCGACAGAAGUCCACCCUGGAGGGAGACCGAGGAGGACGAGAGGGAUACUGCACAAUCUCACCCCAGAAGGAAGGGGACCUCCAGAAGUUGAGGUAUCUAUAUCCAGUGGUAUUUCAGAGAGACCAGUCAUGAGGCAGGUGGCGCUAGCACUGAUAGGAUUACGUUCAAAUGAGGCAGCUGUGACUGCCCAGGAUAAAAAGCAGUGUGGUCCCGCAACUUCUGUCAACACCAACCCUGAAAAGUCACUCAAUUCUGGGAUUGAUACAAGGCCAACGUUGCCCAGGGAUGUUUAUUCCCAACAAGCUGUCAUGUCUCCAGAUGUCAUAUGCUCUCAUGGAAUGAGGAUGUCAGCUAGGAGUGGUGAAGUCUUCUCUAAAGUGAAGAUGGAGGAAAUUGAGUUGGAGCUAGACAAUGAUCAUCCAAUGUCAAAUUCUUUACAAUCCCACACAGACACCACUGUGAAGCCGGAAUUCCCUGUUAGUAAAUUUGAUCAAACGGAAUUUGAAAAGCCAUCCAAAGUUGACAAACGCAGAGGAAAUUUCAAAAUACUGAAGGAGAUGCAAGAACACCAGAAAAUACUUCAGAGCACUCACAUUGGUAAAAAGCCCCGUAAGAAAAAAAGGUCUUGGUGGGAUGACAGAGGGGAUCUCCAAAGUAAGAUCUCAAGGACAGAAUAUGGACUGGAGAAUGAAGCUAUAAACGGACUCAAAAAUUGUUAUCGCAGGACUCGGCGGCGACGGGGCAACCCUUCAAAUCAUGUGGAAUGUGAGGUCUGUGGUCGCACUUUUAAAUUCCAAUCCCUGUAUAUUAUUCACAAACGUACUCAUACAGGGGAAAAGCCUUACAAGUGUUCUGAUUGUGGCAAAGACUUUGCUCAGCUCUCCAACUUUAACACACAUAAGAAGAGCUCCAAGUGCAGCCACCAGUGUCCACAUUGUGAAAUCAAGAUAUCAAGUGCAAAAGAGUUUCAUAUUCACUGCAAGAUUCACGAGGCCCAGAAAUCUAAGCCUAGGAACAGGAAGCAUAUUCAAAGGGAUGUCACUCAAGAAGUCAGAGAUUCUUCAAAUAACAAAGCUUACCCUUGUACAUACUGUGGGAAAGUAUUUCGAUUCACUUCUGCACUUACGGUUCAUUUACGUGUACACACUGGGGAAAAGCCAUUCAUCUGUCAAGUCUGUGGGAAAGGCUUUACGCGGGGCCAUACCCUACACACUCAUAUGGGGAAACACUUGGCUGUGAAUCCUUAUUCCUGUAAUCGAUGUGGAAAACAGUUCUUAAAACUUAACGUUGCAGAAAGGCAUGUAUGCUGCAGAUACAAUGUCAAGCAUGAAGAACCUUCAUUAUCUUACACAUGCCAUGUCUGUAAAAAGACGUUUUCCAAAAACGGUCAGUAUAAUGACCAUUUGCAAACCCAUUCUGGUGCAAAGCUUUUCUGCUGUGCGUUCUGUGAUCAGCUCUUUGGUGAUUUGUCCGAGUGUAAUGCACAUAGCCAAGCAUGCUCUGAGAAAAAGACAGCUUUAAACCUCCUUACAAGUGUCAAGGAUCAGUCAGCAGCAACACAGUCAGAUGCUCCUUCACCUUUCCUCAGUCAGUCAGCACCGUAUCCCACACCACUCUCAACAACAUCUGCCUCAUUACAGAGAAGUGAACCCUUGGGGCCACUGAAACCCAGAGGCCCCCAGAUCUCACAGACCCGCCCCAAAAAGAUUGUGUCCUCUAUCCUACCCUUCCAAACAAGCAUCAUACCCUCCCAUCAUUUCUCCCACUUUGUAUCCAAGUUAAACAGACUAGAUCAGAGAUCGGACCCCAGGAAGUACUUAUGCCCACGCUGUGGGCGUUUGUUCAGACACAUGGGGCGGCUCAGGGCACACAUGCUUACUCACGCCCGUGACCAGACGUACACCUGUGGCCGCUGCGGCAAGACCCUGGAGAACUGGAGAAAGCUCUGGCAACAUCAGAGCGUCCACCGGCAGAAGACUGGACGGUUUUCCUGUCCUGAGUGUGGCCGCGGGUUCCGCUUCGUGGGGCCCUAUAAGAAGCACAUGAAGGAACACCCUGAGUACCGGUGGAUUCAGCAGAGGCCCAAUAGAGCCUUCCCCGGCCUCGCACGGCAGCCCCUGCUUCUACCUUAUCAGUGUGAGGAGUGCGACGCAAGCUUCGAGGCUCUAGAUUUGCUGUUCAGUCACCAGCUUGGCCAUUCCCCCUCACAGUACUCAGACAAUGGCUGUGACACGGAGUAUCGUUCAGACACUGAAGACCACGACGCACAACAAGGCAUAACUUUAACCCUUAGCCCUCACACGGUCAGCUGUGGAACAAACUCGCACCCUGGACCGCAUCAUCCCUACCAUUACCCCUCCCUGCCUGGGAGUUCUGACCAACCCUGUUUCCUGUCAAAUCACGCAGACCCACUUUACGCCCUGUCACCACAGACAACUGCUGCCUCCCUACUCCAAAGUCCCAAUGUCCCACAAGACCUCAGACCUUUUCAAACCGACUUAACUCCCACCAGCUCCACUUCGGGCCCACAGGCACAGACAAUGGCCAGACUACACGAACAAGAAAGUAGUAUAUUUGGGAAGCCAGUUCGAAAGUAUGAAAAAACAACUAAAGUCAACAAUAACAGUUGUUCUUUCAUCAGGACAAGGGAAAGCACAGGUGUUGGUGUUAAGUGUGUGGAGUGUGGCGAGAUGUAUUCUGUCAUAUCAGACCUGUAUGAUCAUUACUUGCAGCAUGCCAGGGGAGAGUUGUGAUGUAGAAGUACCCUCACCCUCAAUGUCCCAGGUCAAUCAUGUGUGCCUCUUUGUGAUCAGGAACGCUUUAUGGUCAAAUGCACAGAAGGUUUGGUUCUAUUUUCAGGUCAGGAGUGUAUAGAGACCCUUACUUAAGAGGUUAAUGCUAGGUUUGAUUUUUGUAUGCUCGAUUUUUAUCAUGGGGUGCAGGUUAUACUACACUAAUGACAAUGAUCAUUAAAGAAAACAAGAUUGAGUUAGUUAUGAAUUGAACAUUCUAUACUGAAAAUAUUGUGAAUUGAAACUGUCUUUUUUACUUCUCAAUGGCUGAAUCUUGGAGAGCUUCAGCCAUUGUGUAAAACAUGUUAUGGUAUUAUUUAUUGUUCAGUAUUAUUUGCUAGUUAUACAAGACACAUUUACAGAGAAGAUUAACUGGAGUUUUCUACUUUCUUUUUCUGUCUAGUUUCUAACAUUGAAAUUAGUUGAAAAUCAGUAGGCCUACUUCGUCUGGCUAUCAGUUUGUUAUCCCACAGAAUGUGAAGGACAACAACGUUUUUACAUAACAGAACUGGCAGUUAGUUUCAUGGCAACACUGUGGGUUGCCUGGAUUGAUAAUCUUCUAACAGAAACCCUUAACAGUCACUUGAAGCGUGACAUAUCCAUCCAGUACUUGAUAAGUAUUUUGUAAACAGUGUUACAUUCUGACGUUGCGACGGUGGCGUACAGGGUGCUAUACAUGCGUCAAAACAUUAGUCAAUUCGGCUAUUUUAUUCGUAAUUUUUUUUCAUGAUAACUGAACAUGUGCAUGAGGUGGAACCGUCUUUGCAGUCAGAUGCUGAAUGAACAUCUGUAGGGAACGUGAUGGACGAUUUAAUCAAUGAUACCUCGGGGUGGUGACCUGAGCUCUGUAUUUUGGUAUAUUUGUGAAUAAAACGUCUAAUGAAAAUAUGAUCUAUAUUGUGUGUGAUGACGUCAGCGUUGUUAAUAUACAACUGGCACUGAGUCUCUUUAAAGGAGUAUGGGGCGGCAUUAAAUGUACAUAUUUUAAUGGUCAUUGUUAAACAAAAAGAUGAAAAUGUUAAAGAGGAGAUGAUAUUCGUUACUUUCAAACACAUUGAUAACAAGGACACACAACCAGGUAGGCCUACUGCAUGGUCUGAUUUGAUAAACACUGUUAAUAAUCUAAAGAAAUUCAGAUAAUCUUUAUCAGUUUGAUAUUAACUUUAUCUUCCUCCCAUUCUACUGCUGUUAUUUCCCACCAUUACAUUGCUGAUCAUUUGACAUGUAAAUAGAGAUUGCUUCGCAGUUGCAUUACAUCCUUUUCCUGUCAUACUGUAGAUUAAUCUCGUUAUUGUUUGAAUGGCAUGGCCAG
Molecule: messenger RNA, 5014 nt
Organism: Osmerus eperlanus (European smelt)
Lineage: Eukaryota; Metazoa; Chordata; Actinopteri; Osmeriformes; Osmeridae
Product: zinc finger protein 420-like
Exons: 2
Coding region: 436-3663 (1075 amino acids)
Biological process (GO): regulation of transcription by RNA polymerase II
Cellular component (GO): nucleus
Molecular function (GO): RNA polymerase II cis-regulatory region sequence-specific DNA binding; DNA-binding transcription activator activity, RNA polymerase II-specific
Source: RefSeq, a predicted model, not a curated record